AUGGCUUUGAAGCUGACUUUGUUGAUGUAUUACAUGACUAAAGCUGACUCUGAUGAUCUUGAUUAUGUAUUAAAUGAGAGUAGCCAUGAUAUUGAUAGUGAUGACCCAAGUUGGCAAUAUGAAGAUCUUGAGGGUAACAAUGAUGAAAUUUUUAAUGUUAAUGUUCCAGCAAGUGUUGCUAAUGGUGGGACAUGUGAUGACCAAGUUUGUCAACCUGGUCAGGCAGAUGAUGACCAAGUUAGACCACCAUGUGGUGUUGAGAGACAAUCAAACACUGGAUCUCAGCCAAGCAAUGGAGGUACGACUACAAGGGAAACUGAAUCUCAACCAAGCAAUGUUGGUAAUGCUGCAAGGAAAACUAGAUCUCAACCAAGCAAUGGUGAUAUUGCUGCAAAGGGAUUUGCAUCUCAGCCAAUCAAUGGUUGUGCUGCUACAAUGACAUCUCAGCCAAGCAAUUGUGGUAGCUCAAGGGCAUCUGGUGUUAUCAAUGUAAACUCUCAAUGUAUGAAGUUGCCAACUAUAUGUGGAAAGGUAGUAGGAAAAGAAAGAGCAAGUGGUGCAUGA
Messenger RNA from Ilex paraguariensis (yerba mate), 564 nucleotides. Lineage: Eukaryota; Viridiplantae; Streptophyta; Magnoliopsida; Aquifoliales; Aquifoliaceae. The record is from the annotation of a GenBank genome assembly.